Messenger RNA from Aedes aegypti (yellow fever mosquito), 2044 nucleotides. It is a transcript of the gene AsnRS, whose product is annotated as asparagine--tRNA ligase, cytoplasmic. The coding region runs from base 259 to 1920 and encodes 553 amino acids. The record is from RefSeq and is a predicted model, not a curated record. Gene Ontology annotation, cellular component: cytoplasm. NCBI's taxonomy places the organism in Eukaryota, Metazoa, Arthropoda, Insecta, Diptera, Culicidae. Gene Ontology annotation, molecular function: ATP binding; nucleic acid binding; asparagine-tRNA ligase activity. Gene Ontology annotation, biological process: asparaginyl-tRNA aminoacylation. The transcript has 3 exons.
AUGACAUUCCGCUGUCAUUCGUCUUUUUGCACGCACACUUUCGGUGCGGUCUCCGCGGCAGUGGUUCGCUUUUCCACAUAUGCAGCAAGAGCUGUACGGCAUUGCAACAGAAAUUGCAGAUCUCUGAUAAAGUUCAGACCCUUCCUUUCGGGAGAUAAGUGCUGCUGAUACAUAAAUUGCUAUCACAAGGUGCUUCUUGCGAAUAGUUAAAGUGAGUGUUCUGACCAGUCAACAGCUGCAUCAGAAGCAGAAGCAAGGAUGGAGAACCUAACCAUACAGGAAAUAUACACUUCGGACGCCCGUGGAAGCGACGAGAUCGGCGAUGGCACCGCCGAGAAGCCCUUCAAGACGAUCCUACAGGCGAUGCGUCACGCCGGCAAGGAACCAUUCCCAACCAUCUACGUCGAUGCCAAGGACGAGAAGGCGGAAUCUCCGUUCGAGGUAGCGGCCAAGUCCCAGCUCAAAAAGAUCCAGAAGCUGUGGGUCCGCGAUAGCUUAAAGUCCAGCGAAAAGCAGAAGCGCGAAGCGGAGGACGCCAAGAAGCGUGAGCAAAACCUGGAGGAGGCGAGGAAGAUCGUCAUCAAGGAAGAUCCAUCGUGGACGCCGGCCAAAAGGAUCAAGAUCGUCAAGGGCAGCGAGAACCGCGACAUUCGAGUUAAGAUCAACGGUUGGGUGCAUCGGUUGAGAAGGCAAGGAAAGGGACUGAUGUUCAUUACGCUCCGUGAUGGAACCGGUUUCCUGCAGUGCGUUUUGAACGAUCUGAUGUGCCAAACCUACAACGCUUUGGUUCUAUCAACGGAGUCUGCCGUGCAGCUCUUCGGUACCCUGAAGGAAGUCCCGGAAGGCAAAAGUGCCCCUGGAGGACACGAGCUCCAUGUGGAUUACUGGGAGCUGAUUGGUCUGGCACCGGCUGGCGGCGCCGAUACGAUUUUGAACGAGGAUGCCCAUCCGGAUGUACAGCUGGACAACCGUCACAUUAUGAUUCGUGGUGAGAACACUUCCAAGAUUCUUAAAAUGCGUGAUGUGAUUAUGGACGCCUUCCGUGCGCAUUACCAUGAUCGUGGCUAUACGGAGGUCACUCCACCAACGCUGGUGCAAACUCAAGUCGAGGGAGGUUCCACACUCUUCAAGCUCAACUACUUUGGCGAGGAAGCCUACUUGACGCAAAGUUCCCAGCUGUACCUGGAAACAUGUCUGCCAGCGCUAGGUGAUGUCUACUGUAUUGCCCAAAGUUAUCGUGCCGAGCAGAGCCGCACUCGUCGUCACUUGGCCGAAUACAGCCACGUUGAAGCCGAGUGCCCAUUCAUCUCGUUCGAUGACUUGUUGGAUCGUUUGGAAGAUUUGGUGGUUGAUGUCGUAGAUCGGGUCCUUAAGUCGCCAUGGGGCCAUAUCGUUAAAGAACUCAACCCCGAUUUCGUUCCACCGAAGACACCAUUCCGUCGCAUGAACUAUGCCGAUGCGAUCGUCUGGCUGAAGGAGAACAACGUUACCAAGGAGGAUGGAACUUUCUACGAAUUCGGAGAAGAUAUCCCGGAAGGACCGGAGCGGAAAAUGACCGAUACUAUUAACGAACCGAUUAUGCUGUGCCGUUUCCCGGCCGAAAUCAAGUCCUUCUAUAUGGCUAAGUGCCCGGAGGACCGAAGGCUGACCGAGAGCGUUGACGUUCUGCUGCCGAAUGUCGGAGAAAUCGUCGGAGGAUCUAUGAGGUCCUGGGAUCACGAAGAACUGAUGGAGGGCUACAAGCGCGAAGGAAUUGACCCCAAGCCGUACUACUGGUAUAUUGAUCAGCGUGUCUACGGAUCGCAACCCCAUGGAGGAUAUGGAUUGGGCUUGGAGCGUUUCAUGUGCUGGUUGUUGAACAGAUACCACAUCCGCGAGGUAUGUCUUUAUCCCCGUUUCUUGGACAGAUGCAAACCCUAAACGAGUUUACGAACGAUGCAUUUCUGUGCCCGCAUUUAUAAUCUUUAUUCAAUUUAACGCUAUUAUCUUUUCGCGAUUAUAAAUGUGACUUGGAAUAAACAGGCUCUAAGUUUAACGCUUGCAA